AUGAACGCCAAUCACCCGCCAGAGCUCCGCACUGGGCUGCAAAUGGGCACAACCGGACCGGACGUACCUCCUAGUCCUGAGUCUUGUUGCUUCACUACCGCACCAGUUGGCUUGCCAGAUUUCGGUGAGGGUGUCUCGACCGUGCCUUCAUCGAGCAAGGCAUACCAGGAUGCUCUGCAGAACCUGUCGGCCAGCCAUCCUCCCUGGCUUGACAAAGCCGCUCCUCUGUCUUACUUUACGCCCGGGCUUGUUGGGUCCCGUGAAGGCUCUCCGAGAAGCUUCCUGUCACAUCCACCGGUACAGAAGCCUCUUCCAGUCGUUCCGGAAACAAGACGGAAACCUGAUCCAGAAGCGGGUCAUUCUGGUGGUGGAAUUCAAGGGAGGAUAUGCAUCGAUCCCCGAAUGCAUCCGACGAAGGCCCACGCGAAACUUCAUCAUCCAGGAUUGCUGAAAGGAGCCGAUUUUUGUGAUGCCGGGGUUGAAUGCGCUCCUAUCGAGGCAAUCGAGUCACCUGAAAAAGACAAACGCUUGUUUCCGUUCGGCGAUUUCUUUGAUGAUUCUUCAGACGAAGAAGGCCCCGUCGUCGGCUACCGCUUCCGCAGACUCACUGGUGGUGACAUUUGCAGAGAAAGAGUAGACGUCUCCAACCACAAACACUUUGGUCACAGCUCAGCCCUCAAAGUACGGCCUGCUCUGGGUGUCACGGCAUUCAAUCUUUCCGAUCACGAACAACGUCAGCCGUAUCAUGGGGUGUCAAAGGUCCGCACACUAGCUGAUAUUCCCCCCAUCAAACUUCUUAAUCCGCCACUAGAAAUACCGUUGCGAGACAGCAGCUUGGCAGACCCUGGCCAAGUUUGUGAUGACCUCGCACCCGAGCAGACAGAAGCCCCUUCCGAUCCAUCCCGGCCCUCCAGCGAAUAUUCAUCGCGCUCUAGUUCCCGGCAUUUAGGCGAUAUGUUGCUCUAUGGGGAAGGGCCGCCCUCCCAUCAACGUGCAGAUUCCGCCCAGUCCAUGAUCUCGGACGGGACUGUAUUCAGUCCAUUUGAAUCGGGUCAACCUGCUGUAGGAGAAAUCUUUCAUCAAGACCGCAGUCCUAUCCUGGACGAGACAGCUGUGCUGAGCGAUGCUGAACCGGCUAACGCACCUGAAGAGACGUUGUGGGCCAACGGCAGGUCAUUCAGUCAGAAUGAGGAUCCGAUACUACGUCCAUUAGAGUGUGGGUUUCCCACUGUCCAUCCAUGCUCUUGUGUUGUGCCAAAGGUCCAACCGUCUACUGAAGAUCUUCUGGGUGUUGGGCUCCGUCCCUUGGUCGAGUCUCCAAGAACCAAGUCAAGUGCGGAGAGAAGAACAAGGACUCGUCGAGCAGAAACGGCGCCCGAGGACUCGGAUGUAGAGUUGUCAACUGCAAGCAAGAAGGCAUCUUCUGUUGAUCCUCGCCGUGCGACUACGACCACCGUUUCGUCAAACUCGGGGGAUGGUCCUCGCUCAACCGGAAUAACAACCCCAAGAAAUUUGGACCUCAGUCGUCUGGCCUCGUUCUUCCGUGACCUCACCAAGCCGUAUGAGACGUACCAGUCCAAGUUGACUGAAUUACCCGCAAGGGAAAAUACGGUAGAGUUUGUUGAGGGCAAUCAGCCAACGUCUCCCGUCUCGGGAAGGAUCAGGAACCUCACUGGUAAUUCCACCGCGUCAACAUCCUUGGAUACGCGAUUCAAGCGCACUGUGUGCAACAUGGAACAACUGCUCCACAAAGCCAUGGAUUUGGCAAAUCAAGCUGUUGACCAAGAUGACCACCAAUGUCUCGAUAUGCUUGGAACAGUGGACCAUGAAGCAGACUCUCACAAUUCUCCACCAAGUGUGCACGAGAGCCUACCUAGCGUCUACGAGUCGAGUGACGAUGAACAGCCGCCUCCUCCUCCUCCUCCUCCUCCUCCUCCUCCUCCUCCUGUUCACAAAAGAUCGAUCGAGAAGGUUGCUACGCCACGUUCUUCGAUCAAGAAGCCUCCUCAUAUCCCCAAACAUCAUAGGUCAGCUCCUGGUAUGCGCAGUAGGAACGUCAGAAUCGAGAUUCCCAAGAGGGUCACGAGCCUCAGGAAGCUCAACGCUGGUAUGGUGCAUGUCCCACUAUCAGACCUUCAACGGAGUCGAUUUCAGGAGUUGUCGCCCCCAGUGAGCCCGCUCACGCACGCCCCUUCCAGACCAGACGAUCACGGCCAGACAGAUUCUCUAUCUGAACAAGGCUGCAUCUUGAUGAGUAGAGGGUCCAAGAAGGUCAAGAAGUGUCGCAGUUGCCGCCGUCUUCCUUUGCUCAACCAUCGCUUCAGCUUCUUGUGUGCAAAGGAAGAGGAUGUUCCUCUUAAGGAUACUCGUUCAAGACCUGAUGCCAAGCUGCGACCCGCCGGAAAGUCAAUUUCGGGAAAGAUACGAAAAUCAAACUCUUGGAGCUUCGAUGGUGCUGCUGACCAUCGUCCUGAUGAUUCAAUGGAGGACAGUCUGCUCCAUGAGACGGAUGGAGCUGGGCCGUCGGCCGAGAGAUCAUAUCCGGCCAAAGAUGAUCACUUUGAGCAAGAUGAUCCUCACCCCGAGAAUGGUACCGACAGCAGACGUAUCAACCUUCGUGGAAAGGCACACGUCAGUCUCAGAGGCUAUCAGGGCUUCAGCCUCGCUCGUGCAUAUCGACGCCAUCCCAUUGCUCGCGACUGGUCUACGGUCCGGAAACGUUUUGUGGCGACGGUUGCAUGCCUGAGUACGGCUGUCAUUGGUGUUCUUAUCGGCAUCUAUGCUGGUAUGGUGCCUUCGAUACAAUACAUGAUUGCUGACCUGCAACACUACGCCAUUCUCGGCAAUGUUUUCUUCUACAUUGGUCUCGCCAUCCCCAGCUUCUUCUUCUGGCCGUUACCUCUUCUUCAUGGCCGGAAGCCCUACAUCCUGUCGAGUUUGGUCUUGGCUAUGCCUCUCCUUUUUCCUCAGGCCAUCACGGUUAGCCAGCCUCGGUCACCCUACGUCAGCACCUGGAGAUGGGCUCUGUUGAGUUCUCGUGCCUUCAUGGGCCUUACCCUGGGCUUUGCUAGCAUGAACUUUCACUCCGUAUUGACUGAUCUGUUUGGGGCUUCGUUGAUGAGCGGCAACCCGCACCAAGAGAUUGUUGACAAGCAUGACGUGCGAAGACACGGAGGAGGUAUGGGUGCUUGGUUGGGGCUCUGGACAUGGUGCUACACUGGCUCUCUUGGAAUUGGGUUCUUGCUUGGGGCCGUCAUCAUUGACAGCGCAAACCCAUCAUGGGGAUUCUACGUCAGCAUCAUCCUCAUCAUGUUCAUCCUUCUUUUGAAUGUUGUCUGUCCCGAAGUCCGACGCUCCCCGUUCAGGAGAUCCGUGGCUGAGGUCAGAAACGGCAACCGGGUUUCGAGAAGGGUGGCCCGAGGGGAGGUCAUGAUGCAUCGUGUCAAGGAUGGUCCUACAUGGUGGGGGCAAGAGGUGUACCAUGGCAUCUUGUUGUCGCUGGAGAUGCUUCGGCAGCCUGGCUUUCUCAUCAUUGCGCUCUACACGGGAUGGAUCUACGCCCAGGUCGUCCUCAUCAUUGUUCUCCUGGGUGCCUUGACAUCGAGGUCAUACCAGUUGAGGUCACCGUUUGUUGGUCUCUGUGUCGCUUUCAUUUCGUUCGGUGCUUUGGUGGCCAUCCCGUUCCAAAAGGCGAACUUAUUUUCUCGGGGUCGCCACCACCAGCAACAGUCAAAUGAGGAUACAUUCGACAAGAAAUUCUCAUGGACGUCUCACCUGUUGAGGCGGACAAUUGUUUGCUUGGUGUUGCCUCUUGUGGGAGUCGCCUACACAUUUGCCUCGACCGGCCCUCCGGUUCCUCUUGAAAUCCCUACACUAUUCGCUACGAUGAUUGGUUUGCUCUCGGGUCUCGCCAUCUCAGAAUGCAACGGCUUGAUCAUGGAGACAUUUGACACUUCGGAUCUUCACCCGGGAAUGACUGGCCGGCCGCGUGGUGCCUCCAACAAGUCAUCCAAACGCACCAACUACUCGUCUUUUCCCCGCGUCACAGCCGGGUUUGCAGUGUGCCACACGAUUGGGUUUGUCCUGGCAGCUGUGGCUACGGCAGUGGGAGGUAAUCUGCAGCGAAACCUCGGUCAGCAAGCUGCAACUGGUGUCGUUGCCGGUAUUCUGUUGAUCCUGACGCUCCUUCUCCUCGCGGUUCUCAUUCGCUUCAAAGAUGUGCAAAUCAUUCCAGUUUCCAAGAAUCUCGAGAUGGAGAAGUGGGAGAAGUACCGCAGAGAGAGCAUCCGCCGUCGCUCUGAAGUGUCCGCACCUGCCAAACAAAACACCAUGACGGACGCAGAGAUGUGGCGGCCUCUUCUCAUGGGCAAUCCCUCGAGCCGCAUGCGCCGUGUCAACAUUCUUGAGCUGGGGUCCAUGAGUCGGUGGACAGAGAUUCGCAAGAAGAACCGUCUGAUUGAUGAGACGUCAGCUCAUCUCAACCGUGCUGCUCUCGAGUCGGCAGCUACAGCCCUUGAGGAGACAACCACUGAUCUUGUCCGUCGUGUCAGCAGCCGGAGGAACAACCGGAGCCCUCCGCCACGGAGGUUUUUCACUGGCAGCCCUGGCCCUUCGGGGGUAGCGAGAAGUGAGAGUCCCAUACAGCGGGCUGGGAUGACGCCAAAGGCUAUGGAGCUUGAUUCCUUUAUUGUGGUCAGACAACCACCUGUUGCUGCUACUGCUGUUCCGGCGAGUCCAUCGCCACUUCCGGGCCAUUCCAAGACGAGAGGCGCCGGUGAUGACUUUAUGGAGCGGGAGUGUGUCAUGGGGCAGACGGUGAAGGAGGAAGAAAAUGAGAAUGGGGAUGGGGCGCUGUUUGAGUCGAGUGAUUUUUUGAGUUCGUCGGAUGACCAGAAGGAUGUUGUUGGGCGUGGUCGUGCGGAGAUCAAGGGCAAGUUUGAUGAUAUGGGACAUCAAGGUCAUGGUCAUCUGAGUCAUUUUCAGGAGGAGGAGAGCGAGGGGAGGAGGAAUGGGAAUGAGAUUCAAAGGAAGUGAAGACUGUCAGAAGGGGGUAGAGAUUUUGUGAUUUUAUGGCCCUAGAUUAGGUACCUCUAUAAGUCAUGCUCACACUUUCACGUUUUGUUUGGGAGUUGAAGAACCUGUUGCCUGGCCAUGAAGUGUGCUCGUCAGGUUGCUCCUUCCCUUCAGAGCUGUUGUGGCUGCUGCUGGUCCAUUCAUGCUCACCCAACGUGGAAAGAGGAAGGAGUGAACCAGUGGUUUA
This is a messenger RNA of Podospora pseudocomata, 5260 nucleotides long. RefSeq lists its product as uncharacterized. Gene Ontology annotation, molecular function: transmembrane transporter activity. NCBI's taxonomy places the organism in Eukaryota, Fungi, Ascomycota, Sordariomycetes, Sordariales, Podosporaceae. The transcript has 3 exons. Gene Ontology annotation, biological process: transmembrane transport. Gene Ontology annotation, cellular component: plasma membrane. The coding region runs from base 1 to 5034 and encodes 1677 amino acids. The record is from RefSeq and is a predicted model, not a curated record.